AUGCGACGUGCUUAUCUUAGAGCUGACCCAUGUCAACCUAUUCUUAAACCUACAGAAUACCCAGUUUCAGGACCGGAGAAUCAUCGUCGUCGAUUUCAAGCUUCUUGGUUUCAGACAUACUCAACUUGGUUGAAGUAUUCGGAAUCAAAGGAUGCUAUCUUUUGUCAUCCAUGUUAUAUUUUUGCUAAGAAAUCAACUGGCCGUCCAGGAUCAGAUGCAUUUACAGUGAAAGGUUUUACGAAUUGGAAAAAUGUGAACAAUGGAAUUAAUUGUCCUUUACUGGGGCAUGUGGGGACAGAUCCAAAUUCAGCACAUAAAAUUGCUGUGAAAUGUUGUGAAGAUUUGAAGAAUUAUUCACGGCAUAUUGGCAAAGGUCAUGAUGAAAGCUCCGACUCAAAAAAUCAAGGUAACUUCAUUAAAUUGAUAAAGUUUUUAGCAACUUUUAAUGAUAAAGUUGAUGGAGUUGUGUUGACAAAUGCUCCACGGAAUGCCAAAUAUACAUCACCCCAAAUUCAAAAAGAAAUUUUGCAUAUCUUUGCAACUAAAGUGCAAAAUGUGAUUCGCAAAGAAAUUGAGGAUGUUAAAUUUUGCAUUCUUGUUGAUGAAGCUCGGGAUGAGUCAAAAAGGGAGCAAAUGGCAAUCAUUUUGAGAUUUGUUGAUAAAGAUGGUUUUAUUCGAGAGAGACUCUUUUAUAUUGUCCAUGUCAAAGAUACUACUGCAUUAACUUUAAAAAAGAAGAUAUGUGAUGUCCUUUCUUGUAACGACCUCAAAAUUCAGAAUGUUCGAGGUCAGGGAUAUGAUGUAGCAUCUAGAGAAGCAAAAUCUGUUCAUCAGUUCUUUGAGAAUUUGAAUUUUAUUAUCAACAUUGUUGUUGGUUCUUCAAACCGCAAUGAUGAAUUGCAAUCUGCUCAAGUUGCUGAGAUUGAAAGUAUGAUUGCUUCUAAUGAAAUUGAGAUUGGAAGGGGGGCAAACCAAAUUGGUACUUUGCAACGACCUGGAGAUACUCGAUGGUCUUCUCAUUUUAAUUCUGUUUGUAGCUUGAUAAAAAUGUUUCGUGCAAGUUGUUCAGUUAUUGACACAAUCUCAAAGGAGGGAACCAACUAUUCUCAACGCGGUGAUGCUGAAGCGGCUUAUAUGAAUAUGUCCACUUUAUCUGAGUUGUGCAGAGGAUUAGCAAUUUCAGGAAAAUCGAAGAUUUAUAAUUUGAUUGAUAGGUUGAUUCGUCUGGUACUGACUCUCCCUGUUUCUACCGCUACCACUGAACGAGCGUUUUCUGCCAUGAAACUUGUAAAAACUAGAUUGCGUAGUAGAAUGGAAGAUGAGUUUCUAGCAGAUAAUUUGAUAGUUUAUAUCGAGAAAGAAAUUGCUAAGGAUUUCAUGACAGAGAUGAUAAUGGAUGAGUUUUAUUCCCUGAAAGACCGUCGACAUUGA
Molecule: messenger RNA, 1431 nt
Organism: Alnus glutinosa
Lineage: Eukaryota; Viridiplantae; Streptophyta; Magnoliopsida; Fagales; Betulaceae
Exons: 4
Coding region: 1-1431 (476 amino acids)
Molecular function (GO): protein dimerization activity
Source: RefSeq, a predicted model, not a curated record